CAGACGUUUCAACAAGGUUUUUUUGAGUGACGCUCCUUCCUCUCGAGUUGCGUAGAACAGUACAUUCCGUUGUCUUAAACGUCGGCCCAAACUUCUAUUUAACUACCUGGGCAUAACACUGACCUGACUGAAGAAAAAUGUCUGAACGAAAAGUUUUGAAUUUGUUUCCAUGUGUCAUGGCGGCGCGGCGACGUUUGUAAAAAGCAUACGAUGAGGCUUGUUGAAAAUUGGUUUCUUCCUGACAAUUUAACAUGGAAGAAGAAGCUGAUCCCGAGGAGCAGGCAUUCCACUCCACUGUCCGAGAGUACAUCAUUUUCUUGCUUCUCUUUGGCAUCCUCUAUGUUGCCAGUUACCUUGUUUUGAGAACGUAUCUGCACAAGGAGAAACAAGAAGAUAAACUGGACCCAGACAAUGGUGAAGCAACUGUUCAUAGAGUCAGCUUGGGGAUGUGCACCUUUGCGCUAACUGUAGCUGUUGGAGCGGCUCUCCUGUUGCCCAUCUCUAUUCUUAGCAACGAAAUUCUGUUACUUUACCCCAAUAGUUACUAUGUGAAGUGGCUCAAUUCAUCUCUAAUUAGUGGCCUGUGGAACCAUGUCUUUCUAUUUUCCAACUUAUCCAUCUUCAUCCUUCUGCCGUUUGCAUACUUCUUCAGCGAAGCUGAGGGCAUCGGUGGCCAGCAGGGACUCAUGGGCAGGGUCUACGAAGCCUGUCUGAUUCAGCUGAUGCUGGCCAUCCUUGUUCUGGGCAUGGCAUUCAUUUUGUGCGCGUUGAUCGACAAGAGCCAAUCUGCCGUCGAACUUUUCUUCAACGUCUGGAACUACUUGCCAUUUCUCUACUCCUGUUUGUCAUUCCUCGGCGUUCUUUUAUUGCUGCUAUGCACACCCCUUGGCUUUGCCCGGCUGUUCACAGUGUGCGGACAAAUCAUUAUCCGGCCCAAUUUCCUGUCGGACGUCAACGACGAGUACUACGCUGUCCUCUUUGAGGAAUCGUGCAUUCGCGAGCGACUUAAAAUGAAGUCUCCCGAAAAGCAACUCAACGGACAAGGCCGUCAAGCACGCAAAGUUCUCGAAUCGAAACUGGUGGCUCUGGAAGCGCAGCGUUUCAAGUUGAAUCAACAGAGACGAUCAUCGCCCGUACUACGACGUCUCAUCUAUCCCCUGGCCAUGGUUCUGUUGCUGGCACUCACCAUGGCCGCAUUGCUCAAUGUUCUACAAAAUACUCUGCAGCUGCUAGUGGGAAUCAAGGCGUUGCCUCUAUCCACCCGCGAGCAUUUUCCUUUGGGUUUGAGUUCUCUGUCGAAAUUAGGUUUGAUCGGUGCCGUAAUCGAAGUGGUUCUCAUCGGCUACCUGCUGGCGGCUUCCACCGUCGGUCUCUACACGUUGCCGUUCCUGUCGGGCAUUCGACCGACGGCCAGGAAUACACCGCUCACCCAGCUUAUAGUCAAUUGCGGACUAGUCUUGGUACUCAGCUCGGCAUUACCCGUCCUGUCGCGUAUUCUGGGCAUCAGUAAUUUCGAUCUAUUGGGCAACUACGGACGCAUCGAAUGGCUCGGCAAUUUCUACCUGGUUCUGCUCUACAACGUCAUCUUCGCAGCCACCGCUACUCUCUGUCUAGCCAAGAAAGUCACCAAUUCGCUGCUGCUUGAGGUUUGGCGCCGGCUCAAGCUGGCUUGCACUGCUUCGCUGCAGCGAGGUGCUCUCGAACCCCAUCGUAUGCUUAGCCCCGUCGGUGCCCGAAAGUCUGCCGCAAUCAGACAAACAAAUGAUUAGACAAUUAAAACGCGAGAACGAGAGAUACGUGAUAUGAAACAUCCAUUACCUUAUUUCACUUUAGUUUCCUCCGUUGCAUCUAGUCUCACUUUUCUAAUCCUUUUUUUCCCCAUCACAUUUCUGGUCCCACACCACACCAUUUCUUUUUGUCUUCUUCUUCUUCUUUUCCCGGAGACAGAGGGGCUUGACAUUCUGCACCUUGGUUUCCAAUUACAUUAAACGAUAAAUCACUUAUUUUCCCCUGUUUGUUUAACUUGUCCGUAUCAGUUUCAGUUUUUGCUGUUGAUGGCCCUUGGAAGCGGAAGUUUUUUUUUUUUUUCUCUCUUGUCUUUACGUGAAACGUGUGUACACAACUCUUGCCGCGCAAUAAACGCGUUAUUUUAAAUCACA
Molecule: messenger RNA, 2159 nt
Organism: Daphnia magna
Lineage: Eukaryota; Metazoa; Arthropoda; Branchiopoda; Diplostraca; Daphniidae
Product: protein Lilipod
Exons: 2
Coding region: 252-1769 (505 amino acids)
Biological process (GO): signal transduction; mRNA splicing, via spliceosome
Cellular component (GO): U2-type catalytic step 1 spliceosome
Molecular function (GO): transmembrane signaling receptor activity
Source: RefSeq, a predicted model, not a curated record